Messenger RNA from Monosiga brevicollis MX1, 4347 nucleotides. RefSeq lists its product as uncharacterized. The transcript has 10 exons. Bases 1 to 4347 code for a protein of 1448 amino acids. The record is from RefSeq and is a predicted model, not a curated record. NCBI's taxonomy places the organism in Eukaryota, Choanoflagellata, Craspedida, Salpingoecidae. Gene Ontology annotation, molecular function: protein binding.
AUGGCCGUGCCGCAACCGCUGCGGCUGGCACUGAGCUUUGCCUUGCUCUGGUGCUUCGCACGGGCCCAAGGGUCGCUGACUUUUAGUGCCCUCGACCUCAACACGGGCAUCUUGCAGCUAAGCUUUGACACGGACGUGCUGGCCAGCUCGACCGAUGUGACCCAGCUGCGUCUGCAUCCCUCAAGCACGAGUCCAGAUGACGAGGCCUUUGUGGGUCAGAACCAGUUGAUUGGCCCUCUGACACAAAUCUCAUCCGGCAACAACCUCUACUGUAUUCUCUCUGCCACAGGCCUCCUACGUCUGAAGCUCCGGCCCACCCUGGCCGUCAACGACAGCUCGACUCUCAUCGAAGUUCGCUCAGGCCUGGUUCAGACUCUGGGCGGCCAGGCCGCGAGUGGCACGGAUGGCCAGCGCCGCCCCUUCGACGAGUUUGAACCCGAUGCUUAUCCGCCCACAGCUUUGGAUGUCACCAUCGCCGAUGGACUCGUGGGUGGUGCGCUGAUGGUCACCCUCACGCUCAACGAGCCCCUCAGCGCACCUCCCGCCUUGCUGCUGGAAGACCCGAGUAACUCCAGUCUUGGCCUGACCUUGGCAAUUACGGGUCAACCAACUCAACGCAUCACCGAGAACGAUCGUGUUGCUUGGCAGGCGGCGCUGGCCGAUCCGACCAUCGUGCGACAAGCCCUGCGUGCGCGUCGCACCGCCAACGGCGAUACCACCCCCUUGACUACCGUGCAGGUGCUUCCAGGAACCCUGACGGACCGCGCUGGCAACACGCGACCCCAGGGUCAAACACUGCCAGCCCGCGCCGCCUCAGUUGACAUUGAUGGGCCACGCCUUUUAACGGCACAAUUGGCCUUUGCCUCAAAGUCUUUGGACCUUCUAUUCUCCGAACCUGUGCAAGCCAGUUCUGUCCAGCUCGAUCGCGCGGUGAUCAAACUGGUCAACAACAGCACCUUUGCCCUGGGCCCUCUCGUUGAAGACAUUGCGGCUGGGGACGCCCUCCUCAUUCUCAGCCUGACCGAUGCAGCCUUUGCCCUCUUGCAAGCGGAUUACACACGAACGCAAACGCCUGCACAGCUUAACCUCACCGCCGGCUUUGUGCGGGACACUGUUGGCCUUGUUUUUGAUCCCAGCGCUGAUCCAGCGCCCGGGGGAGAGAUGCCAACCCCCUUUCGCCUCGCCAACCUGGUACCCGUGGCUGAUAGCUCAGCCCCCAUUCUUGUGCGAGACAGCGGCGUCCUCGAUUUCACUCAAGGUACCCUGAGUCUGACAACGUCUCAGCCGCUUGUGCUGGCUUCUAUCGACCCGUCAGCGCUAUUAGUGCGCCUGGUUAGCACUGACGUUGUGGAUGUACCCGUGGCCAUCAGUGCCGUCAACUAUACCAAUGCCGAGGCCACUGCACUGGCACUGCGGCUUACCAACAGCACGCUGCACGCUCUGCAGCUUGCACGCCUCCGCCUCAACAACCCUGCCUGGCAGCUUGUUAUUAACAGCGUCCUCGGCACGGACGUUUUUGGAACAGCCACGCCUGGCACUGUCCUGGCCUUGAAUGUGGUACCGGACGCGGUCGAGCCCGUGUUCACGGCCAGCCGUCUGCUGCAAAGCGCCUCGGGCCUGGUUCUUGAGCUCACCAGCAGCGAGCCUACGCUCUUUACGGUCACGGAAGCCCCCCUUGCCUUUGUGCUCAACGGGGUCACCAUUCCCGCGACGGGCCGCCUACUUGCCCUAUCUGGCGCCAACGGGAGCAGCACCAGGUUUGAGCUCAACGUCACUGCCAGUGCCGCUGCGCUGCGCAGCCAGGUCUACGCCAAUGCCUCGGCCCUCGUUGCCCUGGUGCUCUCCAUGCAAGAGGGCCUUAGCAUUGAUGCCUUUGGCAACGGCAACGCUCCGGUCGAUAAGCUGCCCGUUGAUGCAUCUGAGGUGGAUCUACAGGGACCCGCCCUGACAAGUGUGCUUCUCGACGUGCCGCUCGAGCGUCUCUCUCUGACCUUUGAUGAGGCCGUUCGGGCUGACCAGCAGACCGCCAACAUUCUAGAGCUAACCCUGACGUUUGGCUCGGAUGGCGUGACGGAGAUGCUCCAGCUUCUUGGCCGCGAUUUGACUUUCGAUCAGGCGACACGCGGUGUCUUUGUGCCCUUGCCUGCAUCGCUUGCGCAGCUUCUCGCUCGCCGUGCCAUGAACGCCUCUGUAGCCCCAGAUCUGACACUGACGGGUGUGGUGGGCAGCGAUGUUUGGGGCAAUCCCACUCCACCCACGUUGGAGAGCAGUCGCGUCCCGCUGCUGCUGGAUAGUACACCACCAACUGUACUCAAUGCCACCUAUGACCCCUCGGCUGGCCUCGUGCGCAUCACGUUUAGUGAGGAUGUUAUGGUCAAUGGCGCCUCCAACGCAUCCCUGGCCAGCACAAUCGCCUUGCAGACGAGUGCAGAUACGACGCGUACCACGGCAACUCGCCGUCGUCGUGCCUCGGACCUGCCCCCCGUGUACUAUCGCUUGCAGAACGCCACCGCAGCAAUUGUGGAUGGCCGCAUUCUCGAGGCCCAGUUGGGUCCGGAUGACCGCGCAUUGUUGGCCAACGUGCCUGCCUUCGGUGGGGCUCAGGGUCAAAGCGCUUUCGUCUCUGUGGCGGGACCAAUCCUUGAUGCCUUUGGCAACGAGUUUGCUGGUCUUCCUCGAAGCAGCGCAGUGGCCGCGUCAAACCCCAAUGCAGCGACACCUAGCGCUACCACACAAGCACCGGGUGCCAGUAGUGCCUCGGAUGACGACUUGAGUACAGCAUGGAUUGUUGCCAUUGCACUUGGCAGUGCUUUAUUUCUGCUGCUUUGUGCACUCGGACUUUGCCUUUGCUGCCGAAACCGCGAUUCUAAAGAGUAUUACGGCCGAAAAUUGGAACGCACCGGCUCUGUGCGCGUUCUACCGCCCAACGGCCGUCCAAACAGCGCCGAUCUGUCUUGGGAUCCUGUGGGUGUUGAGCACAACACCAGCUUUCGUGGCAACAAGGCCGGUGCCCGUGGAUCCAUGGGUGGUCCUCGCAUUGAAGAGAUCCCGUAUGAGGAAGAAGGCCAGCAGCGCACAAAUGUGCUGGCUGGCCGACCCCCCUUGGCCGCCCUGCCCCCACCCGCUAUUCCACCACCGCCUGGACCGCCGCCACUGCUGGGGGCCCAGGCCCCACCGGCGCUACCUCCUUCAUCCAGUGUAAGAACAUCAAGCCCGGGGCCAGCUGUCGCAGGAUCUGGUUCGAAUUUGGCCUUGCCCGCUGCCGUGGCUGCCGCUGCGCUGGCCGGACAGUCCCGGCACUCAUCCCCGAGUCCAAUCCCAACGCGUCAUAGCGGCGGUUCGGCUCUUGUGCCCCCCUCACCGAACGGUUCUGCAGUGUCGGCGCCCGACAACAACACGCAUGCCAGCUGGGAGCCGCGUGCGCUCACCAUUCGGCAUUCCACAUCACCGCCGGCCUCUUCUGGGCCCGUCUCAAGCCGACUUGGCUCAACCAACUUCUCGCUGCAGAGCCGCCCGCCAGCGCUGGGAGCGCCUGACCAGCGCAGGUAUCGUAGUGGGCCAUUGGCAGCUGCGCUCCUCAAGUCACCACCGCCACUCGAAUCGCGAGAUACUGGAAUCAGUCUGUUGGACGUGGACAAGGCUCACGUCUCUCGGAGCAUGCCUGAUGUCUCGAUGGGUUGGGAUCGGGAUGGCACGUCACCAGGGCCCGAAUUUCAUUCACACCCACGCACGGCCAAGGGAACGCACAGUGCAUCCCCCGACCGUGCCACCAUUGAACGCUCUUUGAACAAUGCAUUGCAGGCUCUGCGGCAGCAAUCUACGCCCAAGUGUCUCAAUGACGUGGCCAUCAAUCCCUUGCGUGGAAGCUGCGUAACGGCACUUUAUGAUUAUACGGCUCAAGAACCGGACGAGUUAACGAUUCGCAAGGGUGAAGAGCUGAUCAUCAUGGGUGAUGGUGGCCAGAUUCCGGGGCCCGCGUGGUGCUUGGUCAAGGCCGUGGCCACGGGCGAGGAAGGAUUUGCCCCACGCACCUACGUGGCCCGCUCGGAAUAUGCAACAGAGGAUGACGAGGAUAUGACGGCCACAAAUGUGUUUGAGAGUACAAGAUCGCCUGGCAUUGUAAUCAACGAGGAUGAGGAAGAGCAUUUGGAAUCCUUGCCGCCUUCCCACGCUGCAUCGGCGCGUACAUCUUCGGCCUAUAUGCCAGAUGAGGUGAUCCAGUCACAGCCAUCCAAGCUCAUACGGCAAAACACCUCACUUCAGGAGGACACGCAUAGCCACUUUGACAUGAACCCCAGCUUGUUGCGGAAUGCGCGAAGUGCACUCCAUCACGUGGACGCCAAGUGA